Messenger RNA from Chlorocebus sabaeus (green monkey), 2601 nucleotides. RefSeq names its product transmembrane protein 192 (gene TMEM192). Lineage: Eukaryota; Metazoa; Chordata; Mammalia; Primates; Cercopithecidae. The record is from RefSeq and is a predicted model, not a curated record. Gene Ontology annotation, cellular component: late endosome; lysosomal membrane.
GAGGCGGGGCGGAUGCAGGAGUGGGUGUGUCUGGGGCGGGGCCUGGCAGGUCCCAGAAGGUGGCAAUUUUCGCGGCCAGAGGCUUCUAGGUCCCGGUGGAGAGGCCGGGCUGGCCGGGGCUUCGGCCUCCGGCAUCGGGAAAUGGCGGCGGGGGGCAGGAUGGAGGACGGUUCCUUGGAUAUCACCCAGAGUAUUGAAGACGACCCACUUCUGGAUGCCCAGCUUCUCCCACAUCACUCAUUACAAGCUCACUUUAGACCCCGGUUCCAUCCUCUUCCUACAGUCAUCAUAGUGAAUCUUCUGUGGUUUAUUCAUCUUGUGUUUGUUAUUUUAGCAUUUUUAACAGGUGUGCUUUGUUCUUAUCCUAAUCCAAAUGAGGACAAGUGCCCAGGAAAUUACACAAACCCACUGAAAGUUCAGACGGUUAUAAUCCUUGGGAAAGUUAUUUUGUGGAUUCUCCAUUUACUCCUUGAGUGCUACAUCCAGUAUCACCACAGCAAAAUCAGAAACCGAGGCUAUAACUUGAUCUACCGAUCGACAAGGCAUCUCAAGAGACUUGCGUUAAUGAUACACUCCUCUGGCAACACAGUGCUUCUCCUCAUACUGUGCAUGCAGCACUCCUUCCCAGAGCCCGGCAGAUUGUAUCUUGACCUCAUUCUGGCCAUCUUGGCCCUGGAACUCAUCUGUUCCCUGAUAUGUCUCCUCAUUUACACAGUGAAAAUCCAGAGAUUUAAUAAAGCUAAACCAGAGCCUGAUAUACUUGAGGAAGAAAAAAUCUAUGCUUACCCCAGCAAUAUUACCUCGGAGACUGGAUUCAGGACUAUUUCAGGCCUAGAAGAAAUUGUUGAAAAGCAAGGAGACACCAUUGAAUACCUGAAGCGACACAAUGCGCUGCUGAGUAAGCGGUUGUUGGCUCUCACUUCCUCAGACCUGGACGGCCAGCCAAGUAGAACGUGAGAGGCUCGUGGUCAUGACAGCAAUUGCAGAGGAACCCAGAGUCAUUCAGACUGCUUGACCACCUGACAGGCUGCCACAGGGAACUGCAGUUCACAGUGUUUGCUGGAAAGCUGAAUUUGGUUCUGACUUCUGUGGCUGUUUAAAAUAUAGGGCUUGUAGGUCACUUGAAAAGUACCUGUAGAAGCCCGGGUAACUUGAGGGCAAUGUCUGUUUUGUACUUUUGGAAAGUAUUUAACUGUUUGGUUUAUCCUAGAAUCAGAGGCUAAACAACUCCAUAGUCAACACUUUUCCACCUCACAUUAGAACCCUGUAAUGAUUUCAUUAUGGAUAGGGGAAGUCUAACAAGACAAUCGAUUUUAAAGAGGGUUUUAAUCAAAUAAGUUCUUCCCACUUUUAAGCUGAUGAAAGAAGUCAUUAUUUCUUGUGAAUGUUUUUCCUGGAGAGCCUUAUCAUGUAUUAUAUAUGCUUAUGUGGUGGUGGAUGACAUCAUGGACCAUGUAGCUUUUAUAGAGAAUUUUCUCACCAUAGAACUGAGGUCUCACCAGAUGAUCUACUAUGCAAACUUCUACAGUUUUCUAUUCUUAAGAAAUAAGGGCCGGGCGCGGCAGAUCACAAGGUCAGGAGAUCGAGACCAUCCUGGCUAACACGGUGAAACCCCGUCUCUACUGAAAAUACAAAAAAAUUAGCCGGGCAUGGUGGUGGGUGCCUGUAGUCCCAGCUACUCCGGAGGCUGAGGCAGGAGAACGGUGUGGACCCAGGAAGCGGAACUUGCAGUGAGCCAAGAUCGCGCCACCGGACUCCAGCCUGGGUGACACAGCGAGACUCCAUCUCAAAAAAAUAAAAAUAAAAAUAAAUAAGAUAUGAUGAUUGAUUACUUGGACCAGUGUUAGACAAACCUGUGUUGCCUCUUAUAUUGGCAGCACCUUCCAUUAGCAAUAGCUGAAAAAUUCAGAGAAGAAUUUAGAACUUUCACUUUAUUUUUGCCAUUCUUCAAGAAGCUACUGUAUAUUUCAGUCUGGUUAUACCUUCAAUUGAUCAAUAACUUCAAUUAUAGGAAAGGCAUCUUCUGUAAUUUUGAAUUGCUAUAAAAAAAAGAUACCUUUUAAAGCCUUAGAUUAUACUUAAAAAAUGUAAUGGAUAAAAUGCGUAUUAAGUUAUAUGCAGAUAUUAAACAUAUCUGAUUCUCAAGAUAAAAAUGAAGUAUUUUUCAGAGCAAAUGGCAUUAUUUCUCCAUUUUUCCUAGUAUGCCCCUUUAAUUCGUCAAUUUGUUAUUAACUCUGGUAUAUGCUGCCUUAGAAAGACUUUUGGCUGAAUAUGAAGGAAGGGGAUAUUUGUGACUGUAUUCAUCUUUUUUGAUCAUUAGCUGAAUAUUCAAUAUUUGAUAUGUAACUAUAUAGGGAUGUGUUCGAUAUAAUUGUAUAGGCAAGGGAUAUAUUGAUUUGGCCACAUCUGUUUGAUUUAUGGAGGACAAAUACCUGUUUAUUUUAGAUACAGCCAUUGCUGGGGCAUUCUAAAAGUUUUCUACUAAGAUAAAGAUGAUUGCUCAUGCCUGUAAUCUUAGCUACUCAGGAGGCUGAGGCAGGAGGAUCACUCGAGGCCAGGAGUUUGAGACCAGCCUGGGCAACAGUGAGACACUGUCUCUCA